Messenger RNA from Cyprinus carpio (common carp), 4414 nucleotides. RefSeq names its product RNA-binding motif, single-stranded-interacting protein 1-like. Lineage: Eukaryota; Metazoa; Chordata; Actinopteri; Cypriniformes; Cyprinidae. The transcript has 13 exons. The coding region runs from base 413 to 1603 and encodes 396 amino acids. Gene Ontology annotation, molecular function: poly(U) RNA binding; poly(A) binding; mRNA 3'-UTR binding. The record is from RefSeq and is a predicted model, not a curated record. Gene Ontology annotation, cellular component: ribonucleoprotein complex; cytosol; nucleus.
AUGCAAUAUGCAUUAGUGUCUGAGUGAAGAGUCUGUUUUGUGAUGUUUUUAAGUGUUGCUUGUGUGCACAUCCCCCCCUCUAAACAGAUCGCAGUGGCUUCUUCCAUAGUGGGAGGUGUAGUUCUGUGGAGAAGUCACCGCAGAUCAAUGAACUGAGCGAAACAGACGGGCUGGGCAAGCCGACUACAGCGAGCGUCCAUGGGAUAUAUGCUGCUCACCCUUCCGUAACACCUAUUAUUUCUCCCCCGUCUUAAAGAUACGUCAAAGUGAGACUCUAUGACAGCACUGCUCAGUCUCUAUGCUUUAUAGAGCCAGAGAUACAACUUUACCCUCCUGGAUACACGAGAACGUAAGAGAUAGAAACGUUUGGUAGAAAUUUAUUCAUCUGUCAGUGGAUAUUCGGUUAUUAAGGAUGAUUUUUGCUAAUUCUGGCCACACGGUGAGGACGUCGCAUAAUCGUAAACAGCCCCCUGUUGGCCCCGCCUUCCACCCGAUGGCUCCGCCCAGUCCUGGAACCAACAGCAGCACCAACCACAGCAGCAGCAGCAGCAGCAGCACAGCCGGCUGGGAGCAGCUCAGUAAAACUAACCUCUACAUUCGUGGUUUACUGCCAACCACCACCGACCAUGACCUGGUCAAGCUCUGCCAGCCAUAUGGAAAAAUCGUAUCAACCAAGGCCAUCUUAGACAAAACCACAAACAAAUGCAAAGGCUAUGGCUUUGUAGACUUUGACAGCCCUGCCGCUGCUCAGAAAGCCGUCAGCGCUCUGAAGACCAGCGGAGUUCAGGCUCAGAUGGCAAAGCAACAAGAGCAGGACCCCACCAACCUGUACAUAUCUAAUCUGCCGCUGACCAUGGAUGAACAGGAGUUAGAGGCCAUGCUGAAGCCCUUCGGACAGGUCGUCUCCACACGCAUACUGCGGGACACCAACGGGGCCAGCCGAGGGGUCGGAUUUGCAAGGAUGGAGUCGACAGAGAAAUGUGAAGCUGUCAUCUCUCACUUCAACGGGAAAUAUCUCAAAACACCAGCUGGAGUUAUGGCCCCGUCAGAACCCUUGCUGUGCAAGUUUGCGGACGGAGGCCAGAAGAAGCGUCUGAGUCAAAAUAAAUAUGCGCAGAAUGGACGAGCCUGGGCCAGAGAUGGGGAGACCAGACUUGCUGGCAUGACACUCACAUACGACCCAACCACAGCUGCUAUGCAAAAUGGAUUCUAUCCGACUGCCUACAGUAUUACAAACAGAAUGAUCACACAGACCCCCAUUUCUCCUUACAUCUCACCUGUGUCCACAUACCAGGUAACAUAUGUAGUUCAGAUCAGACUUUAUUGCUUACAGACAGAUCGAGCAGUGUUAUCGCCCUCUAUAGAGCACUCCAUGUCUCUGCAGCCUGCGUCCAUGUUGGGUCCUCUCACUCAGCAUAUGAGUCACCUCUCUCUGGGCAGCGCAGGAACGUAUAUGCCAGCGAGUCCAGCUCUCCAGGGGCAGUACAUCCCUCCAUACACUCACAUGCAGACCACCACCGUCUCAGUAGAGGAGAACAGUCCACAACCUCAGGUGGAAUCGUCCAGUGAUCAUUCACCGUAUACCUAUCAGCAGGCCAAGUGAUGAAGAGGGUUGCCGGGGUUAGAGAACGGAAGGAGACGACUGCUAAAUCAAUAACAGUUUCCUUUGAAGGACCGGCUCUACCGAUGAAUCCACUUUUUGCACAGGUUCUACGAUGAGUUCCUCGGUUUUUAUAAUAAAACUACUUCAACUAUUUUGGUAUAAGUUCCAUUAGGUGCAAAUCAAGGAUUAAUUUCAUCAGAGGAUGCUAACAAAGAAAAAAACAAAAUGGGAAGUAAAAGAAAAGUUUUAUUUUACUAAGGAAACAACGCUUAUUUUUUACCAAGGAUCGUCACGUAGAUGCAGGAACUUCAUCAUGCGACUCGACAUGCAUGGAGAUUCUCCUUAUUUUUAUGAUUUCAGAUUUGAUUUCUCUCUUUCUCUCUCUUCUUUUGUACUGAAACAGACGUUCGUUUUUAGAGAUUUAUCAGCCGGACAUCCUGAGAAAGAUGCGUUUGUGCUUGCGGUGUGAGUGUCGUUGAUGUGUUUUUGUCGUGUGCUUCAUCUUCGGUCUGACCGAUCUGUCCGUCUUAUACGAUUUGCCUUAAACUCUUUCCCGUACAGUAGCCGAAGAAAAGACGUCCGGCUGCUGCCUUGUAAAUCAGCUUAAUAGGGCUUUUUUAGCAUCUCGCAAAGGAAAAUUUUCGCCGCGCUUGGAUUCCGGUGUUUUGCUUUUUCCGAUCUUUUCGAGUGACACUGAUGGAGUUUUAAUAGGAUUUAAUGUUUUUAUAAUCAGAGGUGACGAUGAGCCUUUGGUUGUUUGAAUGUGGUAGAAAUUCUGCUGAACGAUCACAUUUUUGAUAAUUGCCUUUUCGUUUAUUAAAUCUUGGUGUUGUAGUUUAGCUUUAGAUGAGCUCGUGUGGGAGGGGGAGGAGCUUUGUCUUGUAUUCUAAUUAGGGGAUGGGAGGGAGGCGUGGCCUGUCAGUCAGAUCGAAUAUCAUUCAGCAGCGGGCUUCUUCGGGAGAGGUGAACGUGUAGAUUUUAGUGCUCGUUUUAUUAUAGCAGGCAAACAAAUCUCGGCACUUUCAAGUUUACUUCACCAAAGACAGUCAGCAAGUGGAUGGUGUAUACGUGACGUCGUUUUCUCUCGAGGCAGGCCACGCUGAGACUUUAUAACAGACUAGGUUGCAGUUGUGGAGAAUGUGCCUUCUUUGUACAUAUGCAUUCAGCUGUCUUUAGUUGGCGAGGUGCGGACACCGAUUUGAAGGACGAUUUGGAUCCAGCAAGUGCCACAAACUAAACGAAAACAUCACUACAGAGCGGAGACAACUGAAACUAAAACAUGGAACGAGGACAGGUUGAAACGACGGCUCGGUUCCAAAACCCUCGUGAGCUGCCGACAUAGUUCAGUAAUUCUACAUGAUCCACGUGCAUCAUGCAAAUAGAUUUCAUUGGAGUUUUGCAUUGGAAUAUUAGCAGUAAAAUUAUAGUACAAAGCACAGAAAAAUAUUAGUUGUUUUUAAUUAGAAUUGAACUAUUUUUAGCUGCUUUUCUGUUUUGGAUACAUUUGCUUUAUAUUCAGCAGUUUUUGGAUGAAUUUUUCACCCAAAAUGCAUCAUGAAUUUGUCUUCUAAGUGAAGGAUAUGUGUGAUGCUUCCUUAGAAUGUGACAAAAGUAGAUAUCAAACUGCCUGUGUACCGUAUUUUGCAGAAAAUAAGUCACACUAUAAGUCACACCGGGUCAAAAUUGCAUUGUUGAGAGAAAAAAAAGUUUUAUUAUUACAAUCUGAAAUAACGAAAAAUACAGGUGCAUUAUAUAAUUGCAUUAUAUACAUUGUUUUGGUAUAUAUAAGUCACAGGGGGAAAAGAAAAAGAAAGAAAAGAGAAGAAAAAAAAAAACAGAUAAUUUGCAAUUUUAUUACAUUCAGAAAGAGUGUAAAUUACAGAUAAAAUUAACAUUUACAAACAUAAACACUGUAAGCAUGUGUUUUAGUUCCCCUCGCUCCACAAUAAAUUCUUAAAAUGUGAUGCAAUUUAGAACAGGAAUGAAAAAUAUAAGUAUAAAACAAACAUUUACUAUAAACAUCAAGCAUGUAACUCCAACCAACAUGUUUUGCAUGCUUGAUGUUAAUAAUUGCGUCAUGUAAAUUGUUUACACACACACACACACGUAAUAAAAUACAUGAUUUUCUGGAAAAUACAGUUGGCAGCUCACAAGGUUUUAGGACACAGCCUUUGAAAUAAUAAUCGUAUCCAUUAUAAGAAAAUGUUUUUAUUUUCUUUUAAACUCACAAUAUAGUUUAUUAAGGCUUUAUUCAUUAAUUUGUCUUCCAAAAGACUGUGUUUUUGACCUGGUGGGUCUUGUUUGACCGGUUAUCUACCUCAGAGUUUUGUUGUCCUCUGUUUUGAUUGGUCGGGCAGCAGGUUCAGCCCGCCCCUCCAGACCAAACGGCCAGCUCUGGAGCUGCCCACAUACACUUGAUUUCUGUCAGGUUUUUUGUUUUUAAAUACUUUAAUCCUCUUCUUCUUCAAACAGAAACAUUUUUUAAUUAUUUUUAUCGUUAUGAGGAAAGUUGUGCGUUGAACGUGUUGUUGUAGUGUUGUUUAGCAUUCAGAUUCAUCGUUUCGAAAGCAAAAAAACUGCUGCUUUUCAUCACAAGAUAUUCCAGUAGUCCGUAGGAAGUAGAAAAGAAAGUGCGCGCGAGAGAGAGAGACAGAGCCAAUGAGAAACAGCGAUGCUGAAAGUUGCGGUUUUUCCGAGACAUCACUGUUGUAUGGAAACUUGUUUCUGACACAGAAUAAAAAAAAAAUUACUGCGACUUUUCUUUUUUCACAAAUGCAACUUUUUUCCCUCUGGAUUCUCAGUUUGCUUCUU